GCCCGCCAUUGGUUGUGCGAUCGGGCGAUGGCGGCGGCCGGGGAGUCGCGCGCUGGGGUUGUCCUUGUUGCGGUGCGCGCGGCUGCUUCAGUCAGUGAGCUGCGGCGCGCCGCGCGAGAGGAAAGAGAAGGGUAGCAGCUGCAAGCGCGAGCUCUAUCAGGUGUAGAAAAACAAGCUUGAAAAUGCUGUCUAGACUCUUUCGAGUGCAUGGCCUUUUUGUUGCCUCUCAUCCAUGGGAAGUUAUUGUGGGGACUAUAACUCUCACCAUCUGUAUGAUGUCCAUGAAGAUGUUCACUGGUAAUGACAAGAUCUGUGGUUGGAAUUAUGAAUGCCCAAAAUUUGAAGAAGAUGUUCUUAGCAGUGACAUCAUAAUCCUGACAAUCACACGCUGUAUAGCAAUCCUUUAUAUAUACUUCCAGUUUCAGAAUCUAAGGCAGCUUGGAUCAAAAUAUAUUUUGGGUAUUGCUGGCCUCUUCACUAUCUUCUCAAGUUUUGUUUUCAGUACAGUGGUAAUUCACUUCCUAGAUAAAGAAUUGACAGGCUUGAAUGAAGCUUUACCAUUUUUCCUGCUUCUGAUUGAUCUAUCUAGAGCCAGUGCAUUAGCCAAAUUUGCACUUAGUUCCAACUCACAGGAUGAAGUACGAGAAAAUAUUUCACGGGGAAUGGCAAUUUUAGGUCCUACUUUUACUCUCGAUGCACUUGUUGAGUGUCUUGUGAUUGGUGUUGGUACCAUGUCAGGAGUGCGACAACUUGAAAUCAUGUGCUGCUUUGGUUGCAUGUCUGUUCUCGCCAACUACUUUGUCUUCAUGACUUUCUUUCCUGCUUGUGUGUCCUUGGUAUUAGAGCUUUCUCGUGAAAGUCGUGAAGGGCGUCCCAUAUGGCAGCUUAGUCAUUUUGCCCGUGUUUUGGAGGAAGAAGAGAACAAACCAAACCCUGUAACUCAGAGGGUUAAAAUGAUUAUGUCUUUAGGUCUGGUUCUUGUUCAUGCUCACAGUCGCUGGAUAGCAGAACCAUCUGCUCAGAACAGUACAUCAGAAAAUACAAUGGGAAUGGAUGAAAAUGCACCAAAGAGAAUUGAACCUAAUGUUUCUCUAUGGCAAUUUUAUCUUUCUCGCAUGGCCAGUUUGGACAUUGAGCAAGUAAUCACUCUUGGCUUAGCUCUUCUUCUUGCUGUGAAAUACAUCUUCUUUGAACAGACGGAGAUGGAGUCCACACUCUCACUGAAGAACCCCAUAACAUCUCCCUUGAUAGUUCAUAAAAAGAUUCCUGAUAAUUGCUGCAGAAAACAAUCUGGACUUCUGAAAAAUAGUCAGAAAUCCCUCACAGUAGACGAGGCUUUAUUUUCCAAAGAGAGAGAAGUUGAAAUCAUGAAACCUGUAUUAGCAGAGCCAUCAGCCAAGGCUACCUUUGUGGUUGGUAGUUGCAUCCCUAUGGUUACUUCUCUUCCUAACAGAAAAGAGCCUGAAAUUGAAUUGCCCAAAGAGCCACGCUCCACUGAAGAAUGUUUAAGUAUACUUGGAAAUCCAGAGAAAGGUGCAAAAUUCCUUACUGAUGCAGAAGUCAGGAUUCUAGUCAAUGCUAAGCACCUUCCUGCUUACAAGGAAACUUUGAUGGAAACUCAGGAACGUGGUGUAUCUAUUCGCAGGCAGAUGUUAUCUCAGAAGCUCCCUGAACCUUCAUCCCUGCAUUAUCUUCCUUACAGGCAUUACAAUUAUUCUUUAGUAAUGGGAGCUUGCUGUGAAAAUGUGAUUGGCUACAUGCCCAUUCCUGUAGGUGUCGCUGGGCCACUUUUCCUGGAUAGCAAAGAGUUUCAGGUUCCAAUGGCAACAACGGAAGGCUGUCUCGUAGCAAGCACAAACAGAGGGUGCAGAGCAAUAUGUCUUGGUGGAGGAGCAAAUAGCCGUAUUCUAGCAGAUGGGAUGACUCGAGGACCUGUUGUAAGAUUACCGUCUGCCUGCCGGUCUGCAGAAGUGAAGGCUUGGCUUGAAAACUCAAAAGGGUUUAAAAUAAUCAAAGAUGCGUUUGACAGUACAAGUAGGUUUGCUCGUUUGCAAAAGCUUCUCAUCAGUCUCGCUGGUCGUAACCUUUAUAUCCGUUUUCAGUCUGAAACGGGGGAUGCAAUGGGAAUGAACAUGAUCUCAAAAGGUACUGAAAAAGCACUUGCAAGACUGCAAGAAGAGUUUCCUGAUCUCCAAGUUCUAGCUAUUAGUGGUAACUAUUGUACAGACAAAAAGCCCGCUGCCAUAAAUUGGAUAGAAGGAAGGGGGAAGUCUGUGGUCUGUGAAGCAGUCAUUCCAGCCAAAGUAGUCAGAGAAGUAUUGAAGACUACUACAGAAGCUAUGGUUGAGGUUAACAUAAACAAAAACUUGGUGGGCUCUGCAAUGGCUGGUAGCAUAGGUGGCUAUAACGCUCACGCAGCAAACAUUGUCACAGCUAUCUACAUCGCUUGUGGACAGGAUGCAGCACAGAAUGUAGGCAGCUCUAACUGCAUCACUCUGAUGGAGUCAACUGGUCCCACAAAUGAAGAUCUGUAUAUCAGCUGCACAAUGCCCUCUAUAGAAAUUGGAACAGUUGGUGGAGGGACCAAUUUGCUACCACAGCAAGCUUGUUUGCAGAUGCUAGGGGUCCAGGGUGCAAGCCAAGACAAUCCUGGAGAAAAUGCACGUCAGCUUGCUAAAAUUGUAUGUGCUACAGUAAUGGCAGGGGAAUUAUCAUUAAUGGCAGCACUGGCAGCUGGACAUCUAGUCAAAAGCCAUAUGAUUCACAAUAGGUCAAAAAUAAAUCUACAAGAUCUUCAAGGAACCUGCACCAAGAAAGCAGCUUGAAAAAAGUAGUGUUGAAGUGAACCAUUGGCAUAGCAAGUGAUCAGAAGUAAAGAAUAAUAUAUAUUUAUGAAUUUUACAAGCAAUCUUCGGUACAAAGAUUUUUGUGGAAGAUAAUGGAGAAGAUCCAACAGACUUGUGAUCAAUGAAAAUCCUCCUUAUGACUUUCUUCUGCAGUUAAACAUUACUACUUUUAUGGAAAUCCCACCUGUAUUGAACAAGGUUGUAGAGUUUUUGGAAUCUCUCUUAGUUUAUGCAUGUUCUUCUGAAGAGUCAGCUUUGUCAUUAAGGAUCCAGAGGUUUUUUGACUAGUGAACUCCUAAUGAUGACUGAGAUGGAAAACAAGUUCUGUAGUGUAAUUGUAUGUUUAAAAAAUGAUUUGGUUAAAAUUGGCUUGUAUGUAAUUUGUGAUUUUUGUUUUCUGGUUUAAAAAAAGUAGGUUUUAAAUAUAAAGUGAUAGCAGCAGUCUUAGUGCAUCCAUGAACUCCUGAUUUUAAUUUUGUUGGUUCAAGUUUUAAGCUUAGGUCUUAGGUUAUGAGAAUUGUAUUGAGUCUCUCAUUAAUUUGUAGAAACACUGAUCUAUUUAUAGUACUUCACUUGAUGCUGUUCCUUUAACUAUUAGUUCCUUAAACUGACUUAAAUCAUUUUUCCUUUCAAGAAGAUCUAUUGCUACAAAGUGAAGAAAUGUUUGCAAUUCUUUAAUAGAGGUAUGAAACCACUACAAUUCAACUGGUUGGGCAUUUUGUUCAGAUAAAAGUAACGUAUCAUGGCUUUUUAAAACUUUCAUGAUACAGGUACAAAAAUGACUACACAUCAACUGGUUUAGAGCUUUGAUGACAUUAAAACCAUUUUUACAUAACUUUUUCUGUAAAUAGGAAAGGAUUCAAAUGAAGCAAAUGAAGAACAUAUGUUUACACUUUUAAAAUCUUAUCUUUUUAAAGUGAAGUUUGUGUACACAUUAAUAAUUUUUGGUGUUUGACACCACUUCUCCGGAGGAUAGGCGUUUGGCCUCUGCUUAACUUGAGAUGAAAUAAAGCCAGAAAAAUCAUGUGUCUUUAAUGUUGCAGUUGUUUUUAUGUUUUUUAAAUGUGUUUCUUUGUGAAAAAACUAAUUUAUUUUCUGAAAAAUCCAACUUUCUUUUGUUAUGAAAACUUACAAGAGCCAUUGAAAUGUUACUAGAAAAAAUAAUACAAUAAAUGGAGCUGUCCAUUAAAUACUGUAUUUGGACCCAUAAGGUAAUACAGUUUUUUUUUAACAUUAUGCAGGAAACAUUUGGUAGGUCUAUUUUGGUUUGAUUUGCUACUGAGGAAAAAAGUAUCAGUGGCUAUUCGCAAUAGUUAUCCUGACCAGUCAUUGAAGGAAAACUAUAAGUGGAUUUGAACAUCCCUUUUUAUUAGAAGGAUGGUGUCAGCAGUUCAGGCUUUUUAUGGGGAUACCCAGGCAUUCCAGGGGCAUGGGAGUGAAAGAGAGGGAAUGCUGUUCUCCUUAUGUGUCAACUUAGUAUAACUUGAGGGAUUUGUUUUGUGGAACAUCAAUUCUAAUAUUAAUUGUGUAGAUCUCAUAAAGCUAACAUGCAAGCCUGAAGACAUACUACAUGCUAGGUAUGAUGUGGUAGCAUGUAAAUUAUCAUGAAUGUUUAUCUUUCUGCAGUAUUGUUAUUAAUCGUUUUUCUUAUUUAUGCAGAGUUGAAACUGCUUUGUUUCUGUGUUAAACCAGUGAUUUAUUGUUUAAAGUAACACUGAGCUGGCAAUAAAUGGUGGUUCGGUGUUUAUUUUGGUGAAUGUAACUGACAUUCUGUCUUGCAGAAUUAACAUUUUGUACUGUUACUAAAUUGUGUACAUUUUUGUACAGAAAACUUUUUUCAGUUUCAGUAAAACAAUGGAAAAGCA
Molecule: messenger RNA, 4711 nt
Organism: Pelodiscus sinensis (Chinese soft-shelled turtle)
Lineage: Eukaryota; Metazoa; Chordata; Testudines; Trionychidae
Source: RefSeq, a predicted model, not a curated record